Leptosomus discolor (cuckoo roller) is the source of this 1659-nucleotide messenger RNA. NCBI's taxonomy places the organism in Eukaryota, Metazoa, Chordata, Aves, Leptosomiformes, Leptosomidae. The record is from RefSeq and is a predicted model, not a curated record.
GCAGAAUCGUUCAAGGAACAAGGAAACGCAUACUAUGCCAAGAAAGAUUACAAUGAAGCGUACAACUAUUACACAAAAGCCAUAGAUACCUGUCCCAAUAAUGCCAGUUAUUACGGCAACAGAGCUGCCACACUCAUGAUGUUGGGGAGAUUCCGAGAAGCGCUGGGAGAUGCUCAGCAGUCUGUCAGACUGGAUGACAGCUUUGUGAGGGGCCAUCUACGGGAAGGGAAGUGCCAUCUUCCCCUAGGGAAUGCCAUGGCUGCCAGCCGCUGCUUUCAACGAGUUUUAGAACUGGAUCAUAAGAACACCCAGGCACAGCAAGAGCUGAAGAACGCCAGCACUGUGCUCGAGUACGAAAAAAUAGCCGAAGUGGAUUUUGAGAAACGGGAUUUCAGGAAGGUUGUGUUUUGCAUGGAUCGUGCUUUGGAGUUUGCUCCUGCUUGUCACCGAUUCAAAAUCCUCAAGGCUGAGUGUUUAGCGCUGCUGGGCCGCUACCCGGAAGCACAGUCUGUAGCAAGUGACAUCUUACGGAUGGACUCAACAAAUGCAGAUGCGCUGUACGUCCGUGGUCUCUGCCUUUAUUACGAGGACUGUAUCGAGAAGGCAGUGCAGUUCUUUGUCCAGGCCCUCAGAAUGGCUCCUGAUCACGAGAAAGCGUGUCUUGCCUGCCGUAAUGCCAAAGCACUUAAAGCAAAGAAGGAAGAUGGGAAUAAAGCGUUCAAAGAAGGAAACUACAAACUAGCAUAUGAACUAUACACAGAGGCACUAGGAAUAGAUCCAAAUAACAUAAAAACAAAUGCCAAACUCUACUGCAACCGGGGGACGGUUAAUUCAAAGCUUAGGAAACUUGAAGAAGCAAUAGAUGACUGCACGAAUGCGGUAAAACUGGAUGACACGUAUAUCAAAGCCUACCUGAGGAGAGCACAGUGUUACAUGGACACAGAACAAUACGAAGAUGCUGUUAGAGACUACGAAAAGGUUUAUCAGACAGAAAAAACGAAAGAACACAAGCAACUUCUAAAGAACGCACAGGUGGAGCUGAAAAAGAGCAAAAGGAAAGACUACUAUAAAAUCCUGGGGGUGGACAAAAAUGCCUCUGAAGACGAGAUCAAGAAGGCUUACAGGAAAAGAGCGCUAAUGCAUCAUCCAGACCGACACAGCGGGGCAAGUGCGGAAGUGCAGAAGGAGGAGGAGAAGAAAUUUAAGGAGGUUGGUGAAGCCUUUACCAUCCUGUCGGAUCCCAAGAAGAAGGCCCGCUACGACAGCGGGCAGGAUCUAGAGGAGGACGGGCUGAACAUGGGAGACUUUGAUGCAAAUAACAUCUUCAAGGCCUUCUUCGGCGGGCCGGGUGGCUUCAGUUUCGAAGCUUCUGGGCCUGGAAAUUUCUUUUUCCAGUUUGGCUAAAAAAAAAAACCCAACCUCCACAUACCUGAUCUGCUUAUUUUAACCUUGAAUACGGACAUACCUAGACUCCUUCCUUCAUCACGUCUCAUUGUACUUAGAGCAGUUUCAUUUUUCUCGGUUGGAGACCUCUGUUUUGUGUGCUUGUGUGUGUGAAGAGGAAACCAGCUCGGGGAGGGGAAGGCUUGUGAAUUUUGUUUUAUUGUUAACUUUAUUAAAAAAAAAAAAAAAAAUAAAGCUUUGAAUCUUUUGGUCCCU